Colletes gigas is the source of this 2380-nucleotide messenger RNA. RefSeq names its product facilitated trehalose transporter Tret1-like. Gene Ontology annotation, molecular function: transmembrane transporter activity. Gene Ontology annotation, cellular component: membrane. The record is from RefSeq and is a predicted model, not a curated record. The transcript is spliced from 7 exons. Gene Ontology annotation, biological process: transmembrane transport. The coding region runs from base 636 to 2243 and encodes 535 amino acids. NCBI's taxonomy places the organism in Eukaryota, Metazoa, Arthropoda, Insecta, Hymenoptera, Colletidae.
AACACGCGACGGACCUGAAUGCGAUCGAGCUGCAAGUUAUUCAAAACCACGUGUACAAAUUACCGCGGCACUUCAAUCACUUUAACUAACAAAACAAAAAACUCUAUUUCACCGAUCCAAAAAGCCUAUCUACACGCGUAUCUAAAACCUCUGAUCUCCUGUGUUAAAAAAAUGAACGUGAACGUGAACGUGAAUAAAUAAAAAUCGUACCUUAAUAAAAUCCUGUCGCCAAGAGACUCGAUCGAGCGCGAUUACUGUAUAAAGGAUUUACGAUUACCGUGAUAUGAAGUAAUCGUGACGAUCUUAAACCCACGUGCCCUUGUUCGAACGCCUCGACACUUCGAAAUGGGGGACUGUUCGCGCGCGAGGGUUGCUGGAAUUUAAAAGACCAUAUUGACGAGUCUUUGAAGAAACACAGCUGCAGUCGAAAGGUUGGAAUAAAAAUCACCGCAUUCCAACACUAGUUGCAAGCUCAGCAGUUGGUAUCCCUGGUGGGGAUCAGGCAUGUAUAAAAUACGGGGGACCACCGUGUGUGCGCCCCCUUCUGGAGUGUUCUGCAGCGAACCGUUAUGUGAAGUUACGUUUAACUGGAGUUGCACGUGUUUAAAUAUAACGGAUUGAGUCCAUCGGGCAAAAUGAUCACCCAAACGAAACUCUGGUGGAAACUUCUUUAUUCCGGGCAGCAUAAAGCCAUAUUUGCAGGACUGGCCGCGCAUUCUGGCCAGAUCUCCGUGGGGCUUGGUCAAGGGUUCAGCGCCAUUUUGAUCCCGCAACUGCUACAAACCGAAUUCGCGGAUCAAUCUCAAAUCUCGUGGAUAGCAUCUUUGGGCGUGGUAUCGAACCCUUUGGGAUCUUUGAUCGCCGGAUUGUGCGCCGAAUGGUUUGGAAGGAGAUCUGCCAUCGCGCUGGCUAGUUUGCCGCACGCCGCUGGUUGGCUCUUAAUAGCUUUAUCGAAGAAUGUGCCCAUGUUAUACGCAGGCAGAUUCGUCAGUGGAAUCGGAAUGGGCAUGGCGAAUGGCCUCUAUCUUUAUGUCAGCGAGACUGCAGCACCAAAUCAGAGGGCCUUCCUUGGAAGCUGCGGACCCGUUUUAGUUUCCCUCGGUGUUCUGAUAAUCUACACGCUGGGUGCGUUUACAACGUGGCAAAGAGCCGCGGCGAUUAGCAUCGGACCAGCUAUUCUUUCCUUGGCGCUGGCACGGAUGAUUCCCGAGACACCAGGGUGGCUAGUGGCCAGAGGACGAAGCGAGGAGGCGAAGGAGUCGUUGCUAUGGUUGCGAGGGCCCGGUUUGAGCACCGACAACGAGUAUCAAGGCUUGUGCGAGACGAACUUCAAGAGGGAAGAAAAGAAAGAGAGUCUACUGAAAGCUCUCCACAUGCCCAGCGUUUGGAAACCCUUUCUAAUUCUUGUCGCCUUCUUCGCGUUUCAACAAAUGUCCGGAAUGUACAUAAUCCUCUUCUACGCUGUGAGCGUUCUGGAAGACAUCGACGUGGACAUCGACUUGAACGAGUACUCGGCGAGCGUCGGUAUCGGUGUGAUCAGAUUGUUCGCCUCGAUCGUCGGCGCGGUUCUCGCGAACAGCUUCGGCAGAAAAGUCCUAGCCUUCGCCAGUGGCCUAGGAAUGGCGAUCUCUGCCGUGGGCGUCGCUCUGGCCUUCAGGUUGAAGCUACCAUCGACAUUGUCUCUGAUAUGCAUUGGGGGUCACGUGGGGUCGUCGAUGAUAGGAUUCCUCACUUUACCCUGGGUGAUGACCUCCGAGCUGUACCCACUGAGGUUCAGGGGACCUCUGGGUGGCAUCACCACCUGUUUAGUACAGAUAUUUACGUUCGCCAUCAUUAAACUCUAUCCGGAUCUACGUUCGCUGGUCAGUAUGGAGACCACAAUGUGGAUGUUCGGUGGAUUCAGCCUCUUAGGAGCUUUGUUCGCCGUGACCAUUCUGCCAGAGACCAGAGGUCGAAGCCUCGACCAGAUAGAGAACGGAUUCUCCAGUAAACCAGCAUGGAACAAGGCUCGUCAGACUCUGCCAACUAUCUCCACGCAGCCAAGGAACAUCACCCUUCAGAGAUUCUCCUCUAUAUCCGAGGAGAAGCAUCCCAACAUGGUGGCAAACGUCUAUGCCUAUGACAAUUUCUGUUUGGAUCUGUCCCACGACGACAAAGAGAAAGCUAACAAGAAUUCCCCUAAAGACUCUGACGCGAGAAGCGACGUUAUACGUAACAUCUCUUUGGAACAUGUUUAUCUAUGAUGAUCGAUGCGUUCGUUCUUGCGAAUUUAACCCCUUAGCUUACAAUUACGUCUCAGAGACUUGAUAAGUCUACCUGGACCAAACCUUGGUGGCCCUUUUGGAAAUUAAAUUGUAAGGCAAGGGGUUGAACCAAAGAG